ACUGAACGUGGGAGUGUCCUUGGAGAGAGACAAUCACGUUCUCACACCAAGCACAAGGAAACUGUUGGAGUCGCACUUUCGUCUCGACAAAUCUCGUUGAAUUGCCGAGCUCUGCCGAAAGAAACCAAAAUCGCAACCAUGACCAAAGGAUGCACAACCGUCACCAAGUACUUUCUCUUCCUCUUCAACCUCAUCUUCUUUGUCUUUGGAGCAUUGAUCAUGGGCUUUGGACUGUGGGUUCUCUUUGAUAACCAGAGCUUCAUUGCUGUUCUACAGGAAUCAUCAGACUCUGUGAAAGUGGCUUCCCAUAUUCUCAUCGGAGUGGGUUCCUUGUCAAUGGCCAUGGGCUUCUUUGGCUGCAUCGGAGCUAUCUACGAAAUUCGUUGCCUCCUUGGUCUGUACUUCACGUGCCUUCUGCUUAUUCUUAUUGCCCAAGUGACUGCUGGGGUUCUCAUCUACUUCCAAAGAGAUCCGUUAAAAAGUGAAAUGUCCACCAUCAUCAAGGGCAUGAUCGUCCAGUAUACCGGACAGAACAAAACCUCAGAACACACUUGGGACUAUAUCCAGAGAACGAUGAAGUGCUGUGGGUGGACGGGGCCUAUCAACUGGUCUGACAACAUGCUGAUCAAGAACAGCUCCCAGAACCUCUAUUCCUGUUCCUGUCGUAACGAAUCCUUGCCUGGCACCGACAUCAAGGUGGUGGGCCUGUGCGAGCACCUCUCAUCGGAACUUCCAGUCUACCAAACGGGUUGCAUGACCAGUGUGGAGAAAUGGCUCCUAGAGAAUUGUGGAGUAAUUCUGGGAAUAUGUGUCGGAGUGGCAGUCGUGGAGCUUCUUGGCAUGAUCCUCUCCAUGUGUCUGUGCAAGAGUAUCGUUCAGCAGGAUUAUACCAAAGUGUCUAAGUACUGAUCAACACAUACAGUGCCUACAUACAUGCAUGGACUUUCCUUUACUCCCUAAAUGAGACCGAUGCACGCACACAGAGAUGAAGGCAGCUGACCCAUGUUUGAACCUCCAGGUCAUGCUUUUCACUCAAAACACCAUACAAUUGGCAGUUGGUGGCCAUAAAUCACAAGUCAUUAUUGUUGUAUUACUGUUAUUAUAUGUUGUAUGUUUAAAUGACACUUUGUCAGACCUUUUACUGGGUCAGUUGUUACCCGUUUGAAAGGAUGCUACAGCAUCAAUACUAUUCUUUAUUUUCUUUAGCGGUUCCUUUUUAUUGACCACAAUGAAGCGCUUAUACUAGAGAGAAAUUGACAGGGAGCACUUUACUAAGACAGGAUGAUGUCGAGAUACCUGAAGUGAGUGCGAGAUGAGAAGGUAUGAGUGGGCUUGUGUGGAAUUGAUCUCGUUCUGUGAUCCUGUGGCUUCUGUUCCUGCUAGUGGAGGAGAAAAAAAGGUUUUGGCCACCCUCACCACUCCUCCAACCUUGUUCUUGCUUAACAUCACACAAUCAGCCAUCCUCUUGGUAACCCAGAGCUCUAUUUAUGGAAUUGCCGAGGGAGAAAAAAAUUCCCACUGAUAUAUACACACACACAUUUAAGAAGUCCGGGUAAUCCAUUGCAUUUAGUGAACUAACAUGAGACUACAGUUUUUGACAAUCUCAUGUUUGCCCCACUACCACAUCCACCACACACACAAUGACACAAGUGGAAAAGUCAAUUCAUCUUGUGUUGAUUCCAAGUAUUGCUUUAUUCUAAAUGUUGCUCUUCUUUAUGUUGCUCCAUUUCAGAUAUGUUCUUGUUUCAUUGGCCAAUUUGUAACAUUAAUUUAACUUAAUAUGAUGAAGGCUUUUUACUGUUUUGUUUUUUGCGCUUUGGGGAAAAAAGGAACAAUGGUUCCAACUAAUGGAUGUGGAUUUAUAAGUCAUGUUUGAAAAAUGUUUUUGUAUUUUUGUAACAAAAACAAUAGAAUAAAUGGACUUCACAAA
This is a messenger RNA of Corythoichthys intestinalis (scribbled pipefish), 1930 nucleotides long. RefSeq names its product CD82 antigen-like. The transcript is spliced from 9 exons. Bases 139 to 909 code for a protein of 256 amino acids. The record is from RefSeq and is a predicted model, not a curated record. Gene Ontology annotation, cellular component: plasma membrane. Lineage: Eukaryota; Metazoa; Chordata; Actinopteri; Syngnathiformes; Syngnathidae.